Messenger RNA from Capsella rubella, 751 nucleotides. Its product is annotated as 60S ribosomal protein L19-1. Lineage: Eukaryota; Viridiplantae; Streptophyta; Magnoliopsida; Brassicales; Brassicaceae. Gene Ontology annotation, molecular function: structural constituent of ribosome; RNA binding. Bases 40 to 378 code for a protein of 112 amino acids. Gene Ontology annotation, biological process: translation. The record is from RefSeq and is a predicted model, not a curated record. Gene Ontology annotation, cellular component: cytosolic large ribosomal subunit; ribosome. The transcript has 3 exons.
UCCUGACGAAGAGGAGUAGAGAUCUCACGAGGAUAAGAAAUGGCGCCGAUGAAUUUCCACUUACGCUCUCGUGCAAGGAGAAAGUAUCAUCAACCUGCAGGUUACAGUAAGAGUGCAAUGGAGGCGAUGCCACGAAAAAUGAAAUAUCUAAUGAGAAGGCUGAAAAUGUUAAAACGGUUGCUAAAAAGGUUAUAUCAGGACGAGAAGAUGUACGACAAGCAUGUGUACCAUGACAUGUUCAUGAAGGUGAAAGGUAAGCGUGUUCUUAUAGAAAGCAUGCACAAGUUUAGCAGGGAGAAAAGGUUUGCUAGUAGCUGUGAGAAGCGGUUGGCUCAGCAACCUGAAGGAGAGGAAGCUGCACCAGUACCAGCACCUUAACGAGCAGAGUAAGAAACACAUCUUAUUCCCAUCUUUGCAUGGUGCUUUGUUUAUUGAUUCUCUUGAGUAAAGAAGAUGAGCUCAACUAAAGAAGUUGGAAGAUCUCGAUAUCUUGUCGUUCCGGGGGGUUUCUUGGUAAUCAUUGUGAACCUGAAAGAAAGUGCCUCUUCUUCAUUCACCUUUUGGCUUCAGCAAAGACGUCUUGACUACUCGUUUGCUUCAUUUUCACCAAAGAAAGAACUAUCUAUCUAUCUUGUGAACACAAGAUUUUGUUCUGGAUCUGAAUUUACGCCUAAGCAGUUUUGUUAUGUUUUGUGUUUCGUUCCUGGAUUGUCAGACUAUAUUGCUCUAUCAGUUUCACCAGUUUCCUUCA